GGAGCCCCCUGUGGGAGGGGAGCCCCCCUCCGUCCAGCUGUUUGCCGGGAAACCGCGGGGCCCAGGCCAGGCCGCGCCCCCUACCCCUCCCUCCCUUGCAGUCCGCAGCGGUCCCUCAACGUCCCUCCCACGGCGGGUUCUCAGCUCCGGAUCGGCUCCGCGCAGCCUCGCUCGGCCCUCGCUUCCGGAGGACAGCAGGUCUUCUUCCUAGCAGGCAUGAUGACCCAGAACAUGGUGACAGUGAAUGGAGUUGCUGUGGCCUCUACAUCGUCCCAGCCCACCCAUAUCAACAUCCACAUCCACCAGGACUCGGCUUUGUCAGAACUGUUGAAAGCUGGUGGUUCUCUGAAGCAGUUUCUUCCUUGCUUUGGAGAUACAAGACCUUCCAAGGCCACGAUUAACCUUGCACAGCUGGCUCUUGGGGUGGUUCACAUCCUGCUGGGAGUUGUAAGCUGUGCUCUGGGUGUGUGUCUCUACUUCGGGCCUUGGACUGAGCUGCGUGGUUCGGGCUGUGCCUUCUGGGCUGGGUCUGUGGCAGUUGCAGCCGGAGUUGGGGCCAUAGUCUAUGAGAAGCACCGUGGCAAACUUUUGGGCUGUGUGUCCAGCCUGCUCACCCUGGCUGGCAUUGCCACGGCCGUGGCUGCCCUUGUCCUCUGUGUGAACAGCUUAACCUGGCAGACUGAUGGCUUCUUCUACAUGGACUCUGUGUGUGAUUGCCCAGGGUCUGUUGACCCCACCGCUGGCUACAAAUGGAGGCAGAGAAAUGAAGACUGGCAGAAGAAUGAGUGCAGAGCCUACAUGAGCAUGCUGGUGAACUUAUUCCUGGCAUUCCGAGCCAUGUUGCUGGCUGUCUGUGUCCUGAAGGUUAUUGUGUCCUUGGCUUCCCUGGGAGUGCACCUCAGAAGCCUGUGUGGCCAGAGCUCUGGCCCCCUGAAUGAGGAAGAAUCAGAGGAGAAGCUAUUGCAGGAGAAUUCAGUGCCUCCCUCACCCUCUAGGGAGAAGACCCCAGCUGCCAUUGUCCUGUGAGCCACCAGAGACUCCACUGGGCUCCCUCCCUCUUGUGUCCUUUUCCAGGACAUGGUACAUGCCACUCAAAGCUCUCUGCCCUGUCCUUGUGCUUGUGUCCCCCUCAGCCACUGCCCCCUCUUUUCUCCCCUCAUUGUUUACACCCACUGCUCCCACUCCUGGGUUUUCAAACCCAUGAACAGAUAUUGCUGCACUUUCCCCAAUGCUGAUUAAAAAGAAACAACCAGGAAAAGCAGUUUCACACAGGAA
Nycticebus coucang (slow loris) is the source of this 1275-nucleotide messenger RNA. RefSeq names its product transmembrane protein 176B (gene TMEM176B). The transcript has 7 exons. Gene Ontology annotation, cellular component: membrane. The coding region runs from base 217 to 1026 and encodes 269 amino acids. The record is from RefSeq and is a predicted model, not a curated record. NCBI's taxonomy places the organism in Eukaryota, Metazoa, Chordata, Mammalia, Primates, Lorisidae. Gene Ontology annotation, biological process: negative regulation of dendritic cell differentiation.